Molecule: messenger RNA, 1482 nt
Organism: Syngnathus typhle (broad-nosed pipefish)
Lineage: Eukaryota; Metazoa; Chordata; Actinopteri; Syngnathiformes; Syngnathidae
Gene: tcn2
Product: transcobalamin II
Exons: 10
Coding region: 87-1367 (426 amino acids)
Biological process (GO): cobalamin transport
Molecular function (GO): cobalamin binding
Source: RefSeq, a predicted model, not a curated record
GUCACGUGACACCGUGAAGGUCUUAUCAUCCCAGCUGACUAACUUGUCGCCUUACUCUCGACUGACGCUCCAAGAAGGUAACCAGGAUGUAUCAUUUAGUCUUAGUUUUCGGGCUACUGGCAUUGGCCUCCAGUUUACCUUGUGAUCAUUCUGGAUCCAACCAUGAGCUGCUGCUUUCACUAAAUAAAGAUCUUCUACGCUCUCUGGAGGGACAAGAAGGACUUCCUAAUCCCAGUGUCCACUUGGCGUUACGGCUAUCACACUUGCACAACCUUUUAAAAGAGGGGGAACAUUUAAAUCGACUGACAAAUAAUUUACACAAUGACCUUCAAAGCGUCCUCUCUGGCGGGCAGCCUUUAACCGGCCGCUUGGCAUUGUAUGCUCUGGCCUUGAAGUCAUCUUGCUAUGACCUCAACACAGUCACCUUCACUGUAGGUGACAAGAGUGAGACACUGCUGACGGUCCUCAAGAAACAGAUGGAACGAGAGAAAGAAUACAUAGCCUUCAGCCAACGCCCUUUGACUAACUAUUACCAGUACUCAUUGGGUGUACUCGCUCUAUGCGUGAGUGGCAUCAGGGUCAACAACCACGUUGUCAACAAGCUCAUCAAGGCAGUCGAACAUGAGGACUUUCAGCAUGGAAACAGUGAGAGCAUUGAUACGUAUGCUAUGGCUGCAAUGGCCCUCCAGUGCGUGAAGAAUUCUGGGAGUUAUGUACACAAUGCUGUUGAGCUUGACACGGCCCUGACCAACAUCAAGGAGAAGCUCUUGACAUCACAAAGGAGCGAUGGUCAUUUUGGAAAUGAGUUCAGCACUGGGCUCGCUGUUCAAGCUUUUCUGGCAAUGGGUAUUCCGGUGUCAGAGUGUGCUGCCUCACUGGAGGCCAUUAGGAGGGAUGCAAGAGGCAACAAAUACCAGAACCCCAUGGCAAUAUCUCAGCUUCUACCAGCUCUGCAGCAGAAAUCCUACUUGACUGUUCAAAGCAAGAGCUGUCUCAAUGAGGAGAACACGCUGGUUCUCGAGCCCACCGACCCCGUGGUCGUCACGCCCAGUACGACCAAAGUGGCCGUGAUGGUGGAAGUGGUGACAUCAAGCGGGACAUCCACUGUGUAUUCACUGGAUGUGCCCAAGGAAAGCACUCUGUUGGAGGCCCUUCACCUCCUCAAGGAAAUAAACAAUGACUUUACGUUUGAGAAUGAAUCAAGCCUAUGGGGACCAUUCUUAAGUGUGGUGAAUGGAGAGCGGGCCAGGCAAAGUGACCGCAGAUACUGGCACCUCUCGUCUGACGGCACUUCUCUCACUGAAGGUAUUGCUGAUUACAAACUAAAAGUGGCUCAAAAGAUCACCCUAAAAAACACAAGCUAUUAAUGCUGAAAUCAAUCACAAGUGAUCCAGUGGUGAGCCGUUUGGAGCACAAGCAACUUUGAUUCCUUUCAGUCCAAUCACAUGUAAACUGAUAAGUGAAUAAAUGUUUCUAAUGGCU